Messenger RNA from Trematosphaeria pertusa, 1373 nucleotides. RefSeq lists its product as uncharacterized. The record is from RefSeq and is a predicted model, not a curated record. The coding region runs from base 1 to 1350 and encodes 449 amino acids. The transcript is spliced from 2 exons. NCBI's taxonomy places the organism in Eukaryota, Fungi, Ascomycota, Dothideomycetes, Pleosporales, Trematosphaeriaceae.
AUGAUCCAUACUGACAGGAAUAGGCUGGCUCCACGAGACAUUCCGCAUCCAGAAUAUGCGAAUGGGCUUGUUGAGCUUUUCAAGAGCUGCAAUGUUCCGAGCGCGUUCAUUGCCGAGAGCUUCCAUAAUGUCUCCCAGUCGUUCGGCACUCAAAAUGACGAGACUGGCGUAUAUGUAUGGUUUCACUUCCUUUCGAAGGACAUCAAGGCGCAGAACGUGGAUGGUCAGUUGGCCAUAGUCAACCGUCCGAAACACGAAAGGGCUCCGGAGGAGUCCGACGAAGCGUGCGAGGAAGACUCUGAGGAAAUCGUGGAUACCGCUGGUGUACCGGAGCCGCAGCUGAAUCAGGCCAACUAUCAUUGGACCAAGACCGGGGUCGUACUCAGAAUCAAAGAGUCGAGAAAGUCACCUUCGACAAAAAGUACAUCCACGCCGACUAGCGCCCCGCCCGAGGAUCCGGAAGUCACAUUACUUUGCUUCGGAAGCCCAAAUGCCCUUAUUCUUCGUUUCGAGAGGUUGGCGAAAAUGGCGUGUUACAAGGACAUACUCGAUGAUCCGUAUAUGCUCCUAGUCAUUGUCGUUGAGGAGAUGCACAAGUUGUUGGAUGCAGCGGGCUGGUCAGUGGCGUGGACUUUCGGGCCCAUUGAAACAAGGACCUUUGAAAACGCUCAAGACAAUCCGGGCACGGCAGGAAACGAGCUCAAUUUUGCGGGGCUGCAUAACCUCGCAAAACAUACGAUAUACCUGCACGAGAACUGCGGGUCAGCGCUGGCCACGCUGGAGGACUUACGUGGUUUUCACAAGACUACCCUAGCCGUGCCUCGCAACUCUUCCCAGCAAGCCACCCGACGAGCUCUGAGGUAUCGAAGGACGCUCUUCCAAUCAACGCAGCGCCGACUUGCUAGUCUGGAUCAACGAAUGGCGAACAUGAUCGAGUUGUCCUUCCAUCUCGUCACCCAAACCGACAGCCGUACAAUGAUGUCGGAGAGUAAUGCCAUGAAAACGAUAGCCUUUAUGACGCUGAUAUUCUUGCCUCUAAGUACCGUGGCGACGAUUUUUGGCACAGAAUUCUUUCACAUGUCCGACGACGCGCCGAAUCGUAUUCAGAUGUCUUCGGACAUCUGGAUCUUGUGGGUUGUUGCUGGUCCAUUGACUCUCAUGCUCCUCAUCAUUUGGCGGGUGUGGUAUUUGGAUGCAAGAGCUAGGCUGGGAGUGGACCCAAAAGGAACUGAGUACAUGGGAUGGAAGCGCCUGAAGAAGCGUUUCGAGGGCCCAUAUCUCAAGAGACGAAUAAUAGGGCGUGCUAUGAAGGGCAAUAAUGAGGGGAUUGAAUUGAGAAAUAUGCCAUGAUUGCAUCUUUGGGUGUGCCGCGG